This is a messenger RNA of Boleophthalmus pectinirostris (great blue-spotted mudskipper), 2088 nucleotides long. Its product is annotated as alpha-N-acetylgalactosaminidase-like. Lineage: Eukaryota; Metazoa; Chordata; Actinopteri; Gobiiformes; Gobiidae. The transcript has 9 exons. Gene Ontology annotation, molecular function: alpha-galactosidase activity. The record is from RefSeq and is a predicted model, not a curated record. The coding region runs from base 83 to 1402 and encodes 439 amino acids. Gene Ontology annotation, biological process: glycoside catabolic process; oligosaccharide metabolic process; glycosylceramide catabolic process. Gene Ontology annotation, cellular component: cytoplasm.
AGGAAGCAGGAAGUCCAGAGUCAUGUGAGUGUGUUUGGAGUGUGGACAGGAGAGUGGAGUCUGCUGCAGAAAAACAACCGACAUGAUCGGAUCGUCAGUGUCCCCCCUCUCUCUCCUCCCUCUCCUCCCUCUCUUCUCUCUCUUCUCUCUCUUCUCUCUCUUGUCCCUGGUUCCUCUGGUCCAGUCCAAUGACAACGGUUUGGCGCGCACUCCUCCGAUGGGCUGGAUGGCCUGGGAGCGCUUCAGGUGUGACAUCGACUGCAAAGAAGACCCACAGAACUGCAUCAGUGAGGCGCUGUUCCGGGACAUGGCGGACCGGCUGUCUGAGGACGGCUGGAGGGAGCUGGGGUACGAGUACGUGAUCAUCGACGACUGCUGGAUGUCCAGAGUCCGAGACAAACAGGGCCGACUGCAGGCAGACCCAGACAGGUUCCCCUCCGGCAUCCCUCGCCUGGCGGAGUACGUGCACAGCCGCGGUCUGAAGCUGGGCAUCUACGCAGACAUGGGCCGCUUCACGUGCAUGGGCUUCCCCGGGACCACCCUGGACCACAUCACCACCGACGCUCAGACCUUCGCAGACUGGGGCGUGGACUACCUCAAGUUCGACGGCUGUAACUCCAACGCUCUGGAGCAGCUGCUGGGUUACCCUCUGAUGUCCAAAGCUCUGAACGCCACAGGACGUCCCAUGGUCUACUCCUGCAGCUGGCCCGUGUACAUCGGCUCGCUGCCCCCGGAGGUGGACUAUAAUCUUCUGAGGGAGAUCUGUCACCUGUGGAGGAAUUACUACGACAUCCAGGACUCGUGGAACAGUCUGCAGUUCAUCAUGGACUGGUUCUUUACUCACCAGGACUUCAUCCAGCCUGCUGCCGGCCCGGGACACUGGAACGACCCCGAUAUGUUGAUCAUCGGGAACUUUGGCCUGAGCCUGGACCAGUCUCGGACUCAGAUGGCGCUGUGGGCCAUCAUGGCGUCUCCUCUCAUCAUGUCCACAGACCUGAGGCAGCUGGACAACGCCGCCAGAGCCAUCCUCCAGAACAAGGCCGCCAUCAACAUCAACCAGGACCCUCUGGGCAUUCAGGGACGCCGCCUCCUACAGGAGAAGAGUAAGAUCGAGGUGUACUGGCGCCCCCUGGUGGACUCGGCCAGCGCUGUGGUGUUCCUGAGCAGGAGGUCGGACAUGCCGUACAUCUACCACACGUCUCUGAGCAAACUCGGCUACGACAAAGGCUCCUACCAGGUUUAUGACGUGUUCGGUGGAUCCAAACUGAAGACUCUGAACUCCACAGAGCAGUUCAGUGUUUCCAUAAACCCGUCCGGAGUGGUCAUGUGGUACCUGUCUCCUGCCAAAAGGAACGCAGGAGUCUGGGAACUCAACCAGGACAAGACCAGGGACCUGUUAUAACGAAACAGCAGAUUGUAACAAGAACUACAGCGACACUACACUAAAAUAAGACAAGAGGUGUGUUCAUAUUUGUCCUGGUUUGAACCUAGUUUAGUCCAGAAUUAGUUCAGAAUUAUUCCCAGUUUUGUGGUCUAUGUGCUGGUGUGAAUGCAUCCUAACAGGGAAUAAAGAAGAUUAAACCAGAGACAAACCUGGGCUAAACCUGGACUAAACUUGAACUGAACCUGGACAAAACUUGGACAAAACGUUUACUAAACCUGGGUUAAACCUGGACUAAAUUUGGACUAAACUUGGACUAAACCUGGGCUAAACUUGGACAAAACUUGGACUAAACUUGGACUAAACCUGGGCUAAACUUGGACUAAACUUGAACUGAACCUGGACAAAACUUGGACAAAACGUUUACUAAACCUGGAUUAAACCUGGACUAAACCUGGACUAAACCUGGGCUAAACUUGGACUAAACUUUAACUGAACCUGGACAAAACUUGGACAAAACGUUUACUAAACCUGGAUUAAACCUGGACUAAACUUGGACUAAACUUGGACUAAACUUGGACUAAACUUGGACUAAACCUGGGCUAAACCUGGGCUAAACUUGGACUAAACUUGAACUGAACCUGGACAAAACUUGGACAAAACGUUUACUAAACCUGGAUUAAACCUGGACUAAACCUGGACUAAAC